Molecule: messenger RNA, 2510 nt
Organism: Mizuhopecten yessoensis (Yesso scallop)
Lineage: Eukaryota; Metazoa; Mollusca; Bivalvia; Pectinida; Pectinidae
Product: aldose 1-epimerase-like
Exons: 9
Coding region: 226-1410 (394 amino acids)
Biological process (GO): glucose metabolic process; beta-D-galactose catabolic process via UDP-galactose, Leloir pathway
Molecular function (GO): carbohydrate binding; aldose 1-epimerase activity
Source: RefSeq, a predicted model, not a curated record
GGAUCUAUUGUACGUGUAUUUUAUUACAGGUACUUGCCUCGUCUGUCAAUCCACCUAUAAUAUGACCUAUAUAUAGGUGUAUUGACAGACGAGGCUAGUACCUGUGAUUUUAUAGUUCGCUAGAUAGGGAUCCGAACAUGUAAAAUACAAAACAGUGACCCGGUUAAAAAGGCCUUUGUAUAAACAUACUUCAUACACUGUGUAACUCUCUAGCCUCGUGUAACGAUGUCCCGCCAAUACAAGGACAGCAGACGGAAAAUACUGUGUGCUGGUGUAUUCGCCGGAAUUAUCAUCAUCGUCCUCCUCAUCGUUCUCAUCGUCAUAGCAACAAAAGAUCCCGAUUGUAGUCCAAGUGAGAAGAAAGGUCCAAAAGAUAACACAAUGCCCAUCACAGUAGAAGACUCCUAUGGACAGAUAGAUGGACAGAAUGUUAAAAGGUAUACACUCACCAACAAUAACAACGUGGAAGUGAAGAUCAUAGACUACGGUGGUAUAAUCACCAAGGUGAUGGUGCCGGAUAACCAGGGGGUGCCAGGGGAUAUCGUGCUCGGCUUUGCUGACAUCGAAGGAUACAAGACAAAUGCUCCCUAUCUUGGGGCUCUGAUUGGUCGCUAUGCCAACCGGAUAGCCAAUGGGACGUUUAGUAUAGAUGGCACCACUUACACCCUCGCCAUCAACAAUGGACCAAAUGCUCUUCAUGGCGGAACCAAAGGCUUUGACAAGCGUGUAUGGCAGUCCAGUAUAUCCGAAGGGAAGUUGGUCCUGACUUAUGUGAGUGCAGAUAUGGAAGAAGGCUACCCAGGGGAGGUAACUGCCACCGUCACAUACCAACUUACCAAUACAAAUGAAUUAAUCAUUGACUAUAGUGCUGCCACGACCAAAUCAACGGUCAUCAACCUUACGAAUCACGCCUACUUCAACCUCCAAGGGGAGGGUUCAGGUGAUGUGUUGGAACACUUAGCUCAGGUAAACGCUGACUCGUAUCUACCUGUAGAUGAUACCUCAAUUCCCACAGGUGUAAUUACUCCAGUACAAGGAACAGUGAUGGAUCUGAGGACAAAACGUAAACUUGCUGAUGUCAUCGACCAGGUCCCUGGUGACCAUGGUUACGACCACAACUACUGCUUCGGCAAGACAGGCUGGGUAAAAAACAUGGCCAGGGUUGAAGAUCCAUCAAGUGGACGAUACGUGGAGGCUCACAGUACAGAGCCUGGUAUGCAGUUUUACACAGCCUAUUGGAACAACGUCACUGGCAAGGGAGGUAAACACUACGGCCAGUACAGCGGGUUCUGCUUGGAGACGCAACACUACCCAGAUAGCCCGAACAAGCCCGACUUCCCAACAGUUGUGCUGGCCCCGGGGGAGACGUACAGACAGACAACCACUUACAAGUUUGGCACCUCCAGUUAAUGAAAUGUAGGAGCUAAGUAUUCUAAGCUCAACACAACAGAACAAUUUUACCAAGGAGCUGGACUCUCUGACAAGUACAAAUGGAGGAAGUACCGCCAGGGCCAUGAAUUUCGGUGGAAUAUUUCCGCCACGUAUAAACAACGAACUGCAAGAACUACAGGGAGCCUCUUAGUCGUUCCGAGAUUAUUUCAAGGUUGUGAGGGAGCAAUCCUUCUGUAAUUUUCUCUCGUAGUGAGGGAGCAAUCAUUUUGUAUGCACAAAAUAUUUUGCUAUGUUUUUGUCAAGUCUACCUUUACUAUUUUAUAUCGUUAUUUGAAAAUGUAUAUGGACCUAUUACCAUAACAUACUUUAUUAUAUUAUAGAAGUGUUAUACAGUAUGAUACUCAUUAUCACAUAAAUGUUCAGUAUUUAACUUAUAAAUAUAGAGUUGGUAUGGGUUUAACUACUGAGGGAUGAAACGUAACAUCCCUUUCAUGUUCACUUGUCUCUGUUUCAUCUUUUCAAUGUCAUAACUAAUCCAUGAAGUAGAAAAAUAAUUUAUGCAGCAACCAAGGAACGUAUACAGAAAACAAUGGUUAGCUAGCUUUUACUCCUUCAGUAGCAAAAACAUGCAUUUUAAACUUCACAGGUUUGUGCCAGUAGCUUUAUCCAUUAACUAAGAUAACACAACACUAGGUAUUGAUCGGAAGUGUUUAUGUAAGUCAUUCAUAAAUGGUUAGAUUAGCCAGUAUAAUAAUCGCAAAUGUCUAGAAAAUAUGUACAAUUAAAAUGUUACUAUAAUUGGUAAGAUUUGCAUCACAUGAAUCUUUGUAAACCUCGUUUUUUGAUCGGGUGUCAUACAGGUGCUUUCUCUUGGCAUGGCAGACACAAAUGCCAAUUUAUCAUCACUUUGAUAUAACUUAAGUCACAACUGGGAUUUCUUGGUCUAGCUGAUUUUACUAAUCUUCUGGAAUCGCAAAAUUUGUAUUUUUUAGAAUAUAUACAAGUACCGGUACUUGUUAAAUUGGUGUGUGUGCUGUGGGAGGAUUUUUGAAUGUUUUGAGUAUAGAACAUAAGAAUGUUUUGAAUGUUUAAGAAAGACAUUUAUAAAAUGGAAUAUU